UUUCUUUUUUUAAAAUUACUUGACUAACCUUGCGUUAUGUGUGAUUUGGUGUGCACGAGAAAGAAACACUGUCAUACCUCAUUUUCAAAAGGAGCCAUAACUAAACUCACCCAUCACAGCGACGAUGAAUUUCUCUUCUGAUUACUCUAUUUUCGCUUCGAUCACUUGCUGCGGCAGACCCGAAUGCUGAGGGAGUUAUGGUAUUAGUAUUGUUAGGAUUUAGGAUUGGGUCGCGGGUUCAAAUAUCCAAAGUAACCAGAGUCCAGGUCCAGUUUUUCUUUUUAAUGGGUAAAGUGACGAGAUAAGCAGCUACGCCGAAGCGUGAACGGCAUGGCGGAGAAAGCGGCAGCGCCACCACCACCGUCGAAGCCUCUGACAUCUCAAGAGUGGGAAACCCUAAUCGAGGACUUCCAGAAUGGCGUCCAGCACAAAUGGACCUCUCUGGAUCCUCUCUUCGAUCUUCUCCUCUCCUCUCUUCUCCGCAAGGACUUCCCUCUCUUUCUCAAGCUCCAACUCCUUGUCUUCCUCGACGAAUUCUCUCUCUCCUUCCUCACAUCCCACCACCAUCUCCAUCGCCUCGUCGAAGCGCUCAAAGCCGUUGUCCAUGCGCCGCUCGACGUUGCCGCUUCCGCUUUCAAAGACCAGUUCAUGGUCUCCGCUACCUCGAUUCUCAUCUGCACAUCGGAAAACGUUGCCGUCGAGGCCGAAACGGAGACUAACCUGGUCGAGCUGCUGCUGACAGUUGUAAACCGGCCUAAUUUCGGUUCGGACCGGCAAACGCGCGGCGUGGCGUGCGAAUGCCUGAGGGAAUUGGAGCGAUGGAAACCGGGAUUGCUCUCCGAUGUGGUUGGACACCUGUGGAGUUUGUGCCAGAGCGAACGAACUCACGCUUCGCAGUGUUACCUCUUGCUCUUUACAUCGGUGAUUCACAGCAUCGUCGCUCGGAAACUCAGUGUUUCGAUUCUCAACACAUCGGUUCCGAUGAUCCCUUUCUACGCGCCGAACUGUGUGACGGAUUCGGGUUCAGGUUCGGAGUCAGGUUCGGGAUUGAAUGUGAAGGAGUUGAGGAGGGCGUUGUCAUUUUUGCUGGAGUGGCCGCAUGUGAUGACUCCUUUCGGGAUUAUGGAGUUUGUGUCUAUGAUAGUUCCCGUGGCCUUGGCAUUGGAAUUGCAACCUUCCAUGCUGAAGGUGCAGGUGUUCGGGAUGAUUCAUUCCUUUGACCCUGUUCUGUGCCAUGCUGUUUUGAGCAUGUAUGUGCAUUUCUUGGAGGCCUUUGAAGGUCAAGAGGGAGAGGUUUCUCGCAGGAUCUUGUUGAUUUCGAGAGAAUCUCAGCAUUUUUUGGUGUUUCGCUUGUUGGCUAUCCACUGGUUGUUGGGUCUCAAUCAGUUCAUUUUCGAGAAGACGAAGCCCACCAUCGAAUUGUGCUCCACUUUUUAUCCCGCUUUGUUUGAUCCUCUGGCUUUGAAAGCCUUGAAGCUUGACCUUCUUGCGUUUUCCUCGGUUUGUGCUAAUGUGUUGAGGCUGAAAAGUGGUUCUGAUGAGUUGAUUGAUCCAGUGAAGCUGUUUGAAAAUGGUCUUGUUUGUGUCUCUUCUUUCAAAUGGCUGCCUCCCACGAGCACCGAGACUGCUGUUGCAUUCCGCACCUUCCAUAAGUUUCUGAUUGCUUCUUCUUCUCAUUCUGACAAUGAUCCUUCCACAGCCAGAAAUCUGUUGGACUCUGCCAUUUUUCGCACUUUGCAGGGGUUUCUUGUGAACAUGAUGUUGGAAAGUAGAAGACUGGUUCCUGUUGUCGUAGCAUUUGUUGACCGGUUACUCUCCUGUCAAAAGCAUUCUUGGUUGGGUGAGUGCUUACUUCAGAAAUUUGAUGAGCACUUGCUUCCCAAAGUGAGAAUGGAUUAUAAGUUGGUUUAUUGCUUCCCCAUAUUUGAUAGAAUUGCUGAAAAUCAGACUAUACCCCCUCGUGGAUUGUUAGAGCUGCUUACGAAUUUCAUGAUUUUCCUUGUGGAGAAACAUGGCCCAGAUACAGGGAUGAAAUCUUGGUCCCAGGGAAGCAGAGCUCUUGGAAUUUGCCGAACUAUGCUUAUGCGCCACCAUAGCUCUAGAUUGUUCCUUAGAUUGUCUCGGCUGCUUGCAUUUACAUGUCUAUGUUUUCCUGAUCUGGAGGUCCGUGAUAAUUCAAGGUAUUGCAUAGUGCUGCCUUUGACAUAACAUAUUUUCUAGUUUUCUCCUCUGGCUUAUGAAUUAUAUCUUGAAAUUGAAGAUAACU
Molecule: messenger RNA, 2266 nt
Organism: Vigna umbellata (rice bean)
Lineage: Eukaryota; Viridiplantae; Streptophyta; Magnoliopsida; Fabales; Fabaceae
Source: RefSeq, a predicted model, not a curated record